Molecule: messenger RNA, 352 nt
Organism: Homarus americanus (American lobster)
Lineage: Eukaryota; Metazoa; Arthropoda; Malacostraca; Decapoda; Nephropidae
Source: the annotation of a RefSeq genome assembly
AUUUUUAUUAUAUUUAUUGUAGUUUCAACAACUUUUGUAAUUAGAUCUGUAGUUAUAAUCCUUGCCUCGAUUUUGUCAAAAAAACUUAUUACAGAUCGAGAAAAAAAUUCCCCAUUUGAGUGUGGAUUUGAUCCUAAAGGCUCAGCUCGACUUCCUUUUUCUUUACGAUUCUUUUUAAUUGCAGUUAUUUUCUUGAUUUUUGAUGUAGAAAUUACUCUUUUACUUCCCCUUGCCUCAAUUAUUCAUUUAACAAACAUAUUUUCUUGAGCCCUUACUGGGGUUUUAUUUUUAUUAAUUCUGCUUUUUGGACUUUACUAUGAAUGACACCAAGGCGCCUUAGAAUGAUCUUAUU